GCCAACGGGGAGGUGCGUCUGAGCCAUGGCUGCUGCCAGCCCCAGGGACCCGGAGUCCGAGCCAAACGCCGCUGGGCUACUGCUAGGUCACUUCGUAGCUUCGGGGGUGGUCACUCAGGAGAUGUUAAACAUAUCUAAGAAAACAGCUUCUUGUUUUGUAAACUUCUCCAGGCUACAGCAGAUCACAAAUACUCAAGCUGAAAUCUACCAGAAAAACCUGGAAAUUGAACUGCUGAAACUAGAAAAGGAUACAGCAGAUGUUGUUCGUCCUUUCUUUUUGGCUCAGAAGUGUCAUUCUCUGCAAAGCAUGAAUAAUCAUUUGGAAACGGUGCUAAAAGAGAAGCGGUCCCUCAGGCAAAGACUGUUGAAACCCAUGUGCCAGGAAAACUUACCUAUUGAAGCUGUAUAUCACAGAUAUAUAGUACAUUUGCUGGAGAUGGCUGUAACUUUCAUUGAAAGAUUAGAAACUCAUCUUGAAACAAUUAGAAAUAUCCCUCAUUUAGAUACAAAUCUAAAGAAAAUGAGCAAAGCUUUAGCAGAGAUGGAUAUUUUGGUGACUGAGACAGAAGAAUUGGCAGAGAAUAUACUUAAGUGGCGAGAACAACAAAAGGAAGUUUCCUCUUCUAUCCCCAAAAUAUUAGCUGAAGAAAAUUCUCUUAAAAAACAUGACAUAAUAAUGCCUCCUCUACCUUUUGCUUCUAAAGUUCAUGUCCAAACUGUUAAUGCUAAGUGAUCAUCAGCUUUAUUUCUGCUUAAUUAUAUGUAGUCAAAUGAAGUUCAUUUCUAGUCAAUUAUUAUGGGUAUUUAUAGGCUUUUGUUUUUCAUAUAUUUUCAUUCCACUUUUCAGUAAAACUAGUGAAGAUCAAAUACAGCCAUGACAAUUUAUUAAAACAUAAGUGAAUUAACCAUUUCUCAGGCAACAAAUUCUCUAAUAUAUCCUUUUUUAAAAUGCAUGAUUCUGAAUUAGAAGAGUCUUCUUUUUUUUUUUUUUUAAAAAAAAAAAGAUGACCGGUAAGGGGAUCUUAACCAUUGGCUUGGUGUUGUCAGCACCACGCUCAGCCAGUGAGCGAACUGGCCAUCCCUAUAUGGGAUCUGAACCCGUGGCCUUGGUGUUAUCAGCACCAUACUCUCCCGAGUGAGCCAUGGGCCAGCCCUUAGAAGAGUCUUCUUGAAUCAGAAAAUAUCUAUGAUGAUUAUUCCUGUGGGAUUGUCACCAAGUAUGCAGAAAAGACUAACAUAACAGGCCUGACUUAUCCUUUGAAAAGUCUGCUUAUGAGAUUGGUCCUUGGCUGGCACAUCUGGGAACUUAAUUUUGGGAGGUGUCUUAGUCCAUUUUCUGCUGCUGUAACUGAACACCACAGAUUGGGUAAUUUAUAAAGAAACGAAGUUUAUUUGGCUCACAGUUCUGAAUGCUUGGAAGUCCCAAGAGCAUGGUGCUGGCAUCUGGUGAGGGUCAUACCAUGGUGGAAGGCAUCACAUCGUGAGUGAAAGCAUGUGUGUGAGAGAGAAAUGUGGCUGAAGUUAUCCUUUUAUCAGGAUCCCGCUCCAGAGAUAACUAACCCACUCCCAUGAUAACAGUAUUAAUCCAUUUAUGAGAGUAGAACCAUAUGAACUUUGGGGGACAUAAUUAGACCAUGGCAGGAGGGUUCCCUCCACUCUCACUGGUAAGACUAAGCUGUUUGUACAGUGUACUUUAUGCUGAAUCCCCGCUUUCCUUCUGGGAGUCUAGAAGUUUGGUACAUGCUAGGUAGAAGGUACCUAUGUGACCAGCCUCCAGUAAAAACCCUGAACACUGCAUCUCUGACAAGCUUCUCUGGUAGACAAGAUUUCACACAUAUUGUCACAGUUUGGUGGCUGGGGGAAUGAAGCACAUCCUGUGUGAUUCCACUGGCAGAAGACUGGAAGCUUGUGCCUGGUUUUUCUCAGGCUUUGCUCCAUGCACCUUUUCCCUUUACUAUUUUGCUUUGUAUGCUUUUGCUAUAAUGAAUGAUAACUGUGAGCAUGAUGAUAUGCUGAGUCCUGUGAAUCCUCUUAGCAAAUCAUUGAACCUGGGGGUAGUUUUGGGGACCCUGACACACUAAGCAAUUCCUGAGAAGCCUUAGGAAUAUAUAAAGAAGAAAGGUAGAGCAAAACAUAGAAAAAGGCACAUUGUGGUAAAACUUUAGAGGUUUACCUUGCAAAAUGCUCACAUAUUUUAUCUAUCUGAGAUUAUUAUCUGUAAAAUAGGGAAUGGAAUACUGAUACUAAAAACUACCUCUGGAUGUACUCAUUUGUAUGAGUAGUAUACCCUUGGCUUGCUUUAUUUUCAGACUUAGGGUUCUGUUUUGCUUUAAAAUAUGUGCAUCAGUUUUUUUACUGAUCAGUUUUUUAUACUGUUACAUUCUCUGCAUCACAGAGGUUCACCAAAUCUUGUAUUCAUCACAGUCUUAACACAAGAAGAAUUCAACAGUGAUUAGUAAAGUAGUUGUUUAUAAGGAAGCAGUAUUAUCACUGAAAAAAAAAUAGCCUGCUAAAAUUCAUGUUUUGAAGCCUACUUUGCUGGCUUUUGCAAAAGGUAUAUAGAAGACUGGUUGUAAUAUCUUGAACAUUACCUAGACACUUAAGCAAAGCCCUAAAGUUGUAUUUCAUCAGAUAUCUGUUCAUGCCCAGCUUUGGUUUCAAAAUAUGCUACUAUACUUUUUCUUCAUGUCAUUUUCAAUAUUAGUUUAUA
Molecule: messenger RNA, 2710 nt
Organism: Cynocephalus volans (Philippine flying lemur)
Lineage: Eukaryota; Metazoa; Chordata; Mammalia; Dermoptera; Cynocephalidae
Gene: HAUS2
Product: HAUS augmin like complex subunit 2
Exons: 6
Coding region: 26-733 (235 amino acids)
Biological process (GO): microtubule nucleation; spindle assembly; centrosome cycle
Cellular component (GO): centrosome; HAUS complex; mitotic spindle microtubule
Source: RefSeq, a predicted model, not a curated record